AUGAACCGUAGAAUCGCCACCUAUCGGUAUCGAAUACCUUAUUUUGUCUUUUAUCCUCCUUUCCCAUCCUCUCUCUUUCUCUGUCCCUCUCUCUUUCACAAAUACUACACCGUCUCUCUCAUCUAUCUAUCUAUCUAUCUAUCUAUCUAUCUAUCUAUCUAUCUAUCUAUCUAUCUAUCUCAUUCUGUUAAUAUCUAUCUAUCUAUCUAUCUAUCUAUCUAUCUAUCUAUCUAUCUAUCUAUCUAUCUCAUUCUGUUAAUAUCUAUCUAUCUAUCUAUCUAUCUAUCUAUCUAUCUAUCUAUCUAUCUAUCUAUCUAUCUAUCUAUUUUGAACUCUGUAAAUUUUUAUUCGGUACUUCUUUUCCUCUCUCUCUCUCUCCACUCUCUUUUUGUCUCUCUCUCUCUCCACUCUCUUUUUGUCUCUCUCUCUCUCCACUCUCUUUUUGUCUCUCUCUCUCUCUCUCCAUUCCUCUCCCUUUCUUUUUAUUUUCUCACCCCACUCUCUCUCUCUCUCUAUAUAUAUAUAUAUAUAUCUUUACUUUCUGUUUCUCCCUUUCUCUCUCUCAUCCCUCCCUCACUAUGUUACUGUCUAACUCUAUCUGUCUCCAUUUUUAUCUUUCCCCACUCUCUUUCCCACUACUCUCUUUAUUUCCCUCUCUUUCCUUCUCUCUUUUUCUCCUUCACACUCCCCUUUCUCUUCCACUCCACUCUUGAUAAGAUUUUCAUCUUAUUCUCUCCCCUUUCUUUACUCCCCUCUCUCUCGACUGCCUGCAUCUCCGUGUCUCCUUUUAUGUUUCUCUCACUCCCUCAAACUAUAUACACUCUGUAUAUUCAUAUCUCUUUUUCUCUACUCCUCCCCCUCCCCCUCUCUCUCUCCUCUUUAUAUUUCUAUCUUUCAUCCUCUUCUCUUUCUCUUACACUCUUUUCCAAUGCAUUUGCUGUUUUCUUCCGAGUUUUCUUUGUUCUCUCGAGACGGACGGAUUUCGACGACGAUAUCUAUCUAUCUAUAAACAUAUCUAUCUAUCAAUCUAUCUAUCUAUCUAUAAACAUAAAAAUUCACAAAUUGGAUCUAUCUAUCUAUCUAUCUAUCUAUCUAUCUAUCUAUCUAUAA
Messenger RNA from Acanthosepion pharaonis, 1110 nucleotides. The record is from the annotation of a GenBank genome assembly. NCBI's taxonomy places the organism in Eukaryota, Metazoa, Mollusca, Cephalopoda, Sepiida, Sepiidae.